Cyphomyrmex costatus is the source of this 4563-nucleotide messenger RNA. RefSeq names its product myosin-IIIb. NCBI's taxonomy places the organism in Eukaryota, Metazoa, Arthropoda, Insecta, Hymenoptera, Formicidae. Gene Ontology annotation, biological process: peptidyl-serine phosphorylation; regulation of actin filament length. Gene Ontology annotation, molecular function: protein serine/threonine kinase activity; protein binding; ATP binding. The transcript is spliced from 15 exons. Gene Ontology annotation, cellular component: myosin complex. The record is from RefSeq and is a predicted model, not a curated record. The coding region runs from base 1 to 4563 and encodes 1520 amino acids.
AUGACUGGAGGUGGAACUAACAUGGCAUAUCACGGUCUCAGUCAACAUGUCAAUUUCGAUGUGAUACCGGAUCCAGGCGAGCGUUUUCGAUUGGAAGAAUUGAUUGGCGAGGGUACUUAUGGUGAAGUGUACGCUGCUUACGAUAAAGAAACUGGCAACAAGGUAGCUAUCAAAAUAUUGGAGAAUGUUGCUGACAACAUCGAAGAGAUUGAAGAAGAAUAUUUGGUGCUAAGAGAUUUAAGUCAACACCCGAAUAUUCCUGUCUUUCACGGUUUAUUUUUAAAGCGAGCUAAGCCUAGUCAGGAAGAAGAUCAAUUAUGGUUUGUGAUGGAGUUGUGCACUGGAGGUUCCGUGACCGAUCUCGUGCAGGGUCUUAAAAAACGUGUCAGUCGUCUAACGGAUGACCAAAUAGCUUAUAUCUUGAAGGAGACCGUCGAAGCUCUGAUCUUUCUGCACAGUAAUCACUGUAUGCAUCGCGACGUAAAAGGUCAUAACAUCCUCCUCACGGAAGAAGCGCGUGUCAAAUUGGUCGAUUUUGGUGUAUCUUCACAUCUGGCUGCGACUCUCGCCAGGAAAAACACAUCUGUUGGAACGCCAUAUUGGAUGGCACCAGAGGUAAUAGCUUGUGAGCAGCAAUUGGAUUCAUCGUAUGAUUCGCGUUGCGAUGUCUGGUCGAUCGGCAUUACCGCUAUCGAGUUAACCGAGGGCGAUCCUCCCUUAUCGGAAUUGCAUCCCAUGCGGGCACUUUUUCAAAUUCCGAGAAAUCCUCCCCCUUCCUUGAAAAAUCCGGAUACAUAUUCGUCGGAACUGACGGAUUUUAUAGCCGAAUGCUUGGUGAAAGAUUUGGAGCAUCGGCCGUUUGCCGGUGAAUUGAGAGAACAUCCAUUAUUGACGAAGGUGGAACCAAUCGUAGAGAAAAUCAGAGAGCAAUUGAGAGAAGAGAUUCGUAGACAGAGAACAGAAGGUCGCGUUCAUCGGCAGCCGGAAGUAACUACAAAACAUGGUUUAUAUACCGGUAUCGAACAAAAACGGUACAAAGGACAAGCGAGAUCAGAUAAUCCUCCACACAUAUUUGCAGUCGCCGAUGCCGCGUAUCAAGCUCUACUUCAUCAACGUCAAAACCAAGCGAUAGUUAUCAGCGGUGAAUCAGGUGCCGGAAAGACGGAAAGCGCAAAUUUACUAUUGAAACAGCUCGUCUAUCUCAGCAAGGCACCGAAUCGUAACCUCGAGGAGAGAAUACUUCAAAUAAAUCCUAUAAUGGAAGCUUUCGGAAACGCCACGACUGGCAUCAAUGCGAAUUCUUCCAGAUUCGGAAAGUACCUGGAUCUAACAAUGACAAAAGGCGGAAAAGUGACUGGUGCGCGAAUUUCAGUAUACCUGUUGGAACAAUCACGAGUGAUUGCUCAAGCUGAGGGAGAAAGAAAUUUUCAUAUUUUUUAUUAUAUGUACGAUGGCUUGGAAGCGGAUGACCGCCUCUCGGAAUAUUACCUCGAUCCUACGCUUCGGAGAUAUCAUCGAUAUCUCACGCAUUACAGUCACACAUCGCAAACGCACAUUGACAAGUUCCAGCAGCUCAAAAUGGGUUUCAAGGUACUCGGAUUUCAGGAUAGCGAGGUAGACACGGUGUAUCGGGUUUUAGCCGCUAUUCUCCAUCUAGGUGACAUUGAAUUUGCCGAAGUGGCGACACAAGACAACACCGAUAAUAAAAGUAGAGUCAUCGACACUAUUCCAUUACAUAGAGUAUCGAAACUACUCGGCAUUGAACAGAAUGAUCUCCUAGAAGCCUUGACAUCGAACUCGGUGAUGACCAGAGGCGAGACAAUUACGCGGAACAAUACGGUAGCCGAAGCUCGUGCAGCUCGCGAUGCAAUGGCCAAGGGUCUCUAUGGCCGGCUCUUCGAUUGGAUGGUCAACCAGAUCAAUUGUUUACUGUGCUUCAGCCGUUCGCCGAAUUACGAGCCGCUAGCAAUCGGGCUACUCGAUAUCUUUGGCUUCGAAAACUUUCCCAGAAACUCGUUCGAACAGCUCUGCAUCAAUAUAGCUAACGAACAGAUACAGUAUUACUUCAACCAACACAUCUUCACUUGGGAGCAACAGGAAUACAUGGCCGAGGGAAUACCCGUGGAUCUCGUCGAGUUUUCCGACAACAGGCCGGUUCUCGAUAUGUUACUAAGCAAGCCCAUGGGACUUCUGGCGCUUCUCGAUGAGGAGAGUCGAUUUCCCAGAGCGACCAAUCGAUCUCUGAUCGAAAAAUUUCACAACAAUAUUAAAUCAAAAUUCUACGUACGCCCCAAAUCGGAUGCAGUGUGUUUCGCAAUAUAUCAUUUUGCUGGUCGUGUGGUCUAUCAAGCCGAAGGAUUUCUCGAAAAGAACAGAAACUUUCUGCCACCCGAAGUCAUUCAACUGGUACGACAAUCGCAGUACGACAUGGAACGUUAUUCUAGUCGAGGUUUAGCAUCACAAUCGAGAGCUCAGCAGACGGUAGCGACAUAUUUCCGGUAUUCUCUAAUGGAUCUAUUACAAAAAAUGGUGUCCGGUUCACCUCAGUUCGUUCGAUGUAUAAAACCAAACGAUUCGAAAAGUUCACGUUUCUUCGAUAAAGAGAAAGUUGUAAAACAAUUGAGGUAUACCGGUGUGCUCGAGACAAUACGUAUAAGACAAAAUGGAUUUUCUCAUAGGAUACCGUUCAACGAAUUUCUUAAGAGAUAUUGCUUCCUUGCUUUCGGCUAUGAUGAACGCGUAAUUGCCAAUCGAGAUAAUUGUCGGCUUCUUUUAUUACGAUUAAAAAUGGAUGGAUGGGCGUUAGGCAAGACAAAGGUUUUUUUGAAAUACUAUCACGUCGAAUUUCUCUCAAAAUUGUAUGAGGAACAAUUGAGAAAGAUAAUUAUAGUUCAAGCAUGUGUUCGAAGAUGGCUCGCAAAAUUAAGAUUUAAGAAGCAAAAAUGGCAAUUUGCUGUGUCAGUGGUCACAUUACAACGUCAUAUUCGAGGAUGGUUAUCCCGAAAACAGACAGAACAAAUGUUGGCUGAAAAACGUGCGAAAGAGGAAAACGAGACGCUUGAUUUUAUGUUGAAUGAGGUGAAACGUAGAGAGCAAGAAAAUAUAGAUGUAAAUAAUCGCGAAAAACGACAAAUACGUAGAAAUCUAGAAAAGAACAAUGCUGCAACUGUCAUACAAAGUCACUUCCGAGGUUACACUAUUCGUAAGCGGUUUGGAUACGAUUUAGAGGAGCGUUUCAAGAGGAUUUUGAACAAUUACGACAAUAUAUAUGAUGGCCACAAGGCACUGUUGCGCGAAGGAUUAAAGCACGAAGACGCAGCUCUUAUUGUUCAAAGAUGGUAUAAAAAAGAAGAAAUACUAGUCAGAAAAAAACCAGCCGUGAAAGAUCCUGUACAUCCUAAACUACGACAAGCAGAUCUAAUUCAAUUUUCUCAAAAUGUACAUAUGAAGAACCAGGAGGUACACAAAAAUCUCCGUCGCAACAAACCUGGUAUUAGAUUGAAUGAUAUCGAGGAACCGCCGCUCGAUUACGUACGUCCGCAAGGAUUUAAUAUGGUGCAGUCAAUAUUACAGUACCGCAGCGGAAUGCAGCCACAAGAGGAAGACAGUGUCAAAUAUUAUCAGGAUCUGAAGGAGGAGAUGAGCAGGAGUCAGAGGAGGAGUCAUAUUCUGGACGUAAGUGCCGAGAGGAGAGAUCGUACAGUUCAAAGCGAUUUCGUAGUGGCACCAGAGCAACAUCUAUCAAACAUUUGGCACAAAGCCCUGCGAUACCCCUCCGAUUUACGCAAAAACGAGAAUUCCAAAAAAAAUGUCAGUACAAGGGUUAAUAACCUGCGUAACGAGAACCUGCAAUCACACACGAACGGACAAUAUGCAAUCGGUUCUCCGAAUAUCCACGAUCCACCUGGCUUACGACUCACGAUCGAUGGCCGAUAUAAUGCCGUAAACGAACGUCAGAAUGUCUUUAAUGGACAGAAUCUUGUUAACAAUCACCACAAUUCCGUCGAUGAGUAUCACACAUCGAUUAAUGGUACAUCGAUCAACAAUCAUCAGACUCCUUGUAAAAUAAGUAACGACAUUGCAACGAGCCAGAUAAAAAUUUUAAAUACUGAACAAUCAGAGUUAAGUAACAAAUCAGAAAAGACAGAUCGAUCAAAUCAUAAGCAAAAUAGCUAUCCGAUAAAAAAUCAUCAGAAUAAUAUAGAUCAUAAGAAUGAUCUCAAUCGAUUAGCGAACGGAAAAGCGACGAAUCAGGAACAGUUUCAAAACGAUACUUUCAAUAUCACAACUAAUCUUAGACAACUUCUAAGGCCAACGGUGAUUGAGAAGCGGCGAGAGAGUACCAAGUCUGCAUAUGAUACGGAAGAUAUUAAUGGACCUUACAAUUUUAGGCAAUUGUUAAGACCAACCGAGUAUCUCCCGACCGAAUCUUUAAGGAAAAGGAAAGGCGGAACUGUUUCCAAUGGAGUGCCACUACCGAAGGAUAAGGCUCCGGAGAAACAUGUUAAGAGAAGAGCGCCAUUGGCGCCGACACAAAAUAAAUUGGUCAACGCAAACAAGUGA